AUGUCUGCAAGGAAGAUACUUCUGAGUGAAUUUAGGGUUCCGGCGGAGCCAAGCAAAGGCGGCGCCAACCGGAGACGACAAACUGCGGGCGCGGAGAAGCUAAUUGAUGCUAGCCUGGCCUUGGUGAUCCUCCUCUUUUUACUAUCCUCUUCACCACCCAACCUCACCAUGUCAUCCCUCCGAUCGCCGACACUCCACUCCCUCCUGAGGUGCCCGGGCAGCUCGCGGGUUCUCCGCGUGCAGCAGCAGAGACGAUGGGCCCAAGUGCACGACGUGCGUUUCCUCGCCACGCAUCGCGAUCCCGCGCACAUCCUAGAGAAGUACAAGGACAAGCUGCGCAAGAAGGCAGAGGCGGAAGGCCAUGAUUCAAUCGAGUCGUUGAAGGAAGCGUACAAGGACAAAAUCGAGGAGUACCGUCGCAAGGCCUCGGCCGUUGCGCCUGAUGAGCUGAAGUCUUCUGCGAGCAAUAAUACAAACGCAGAAUCGAAAACUCCCUUCUCUCCUCCUCCGCCGCCGUCUCCCUCAUCUACAUCUACAUCUGCGUCGUCUUCGUCGUCAUCUGCAUCCUCACCCUCCGUAGCCGCAGCCGCAAAAGCCGUCUCGGGACAAACACCGGGCAUUAAGCCCCUCAGCUCCUUUCUAGACAUUGAAAAGAUCCUCACCCUCCCGCCCAAGGAGAUCGAGGCGCUCUGGCGUCUGCGCCACGCGGGCAACCCGCUCUCCAUCUGCGCGACCAUCCCGCUCGACACGUACCAGCGCAUGGCGGAGGCGGCGCGGGCGAACCCGCAGUUUAUUCUUCCGCUGCCUCGACAGGCAAAAACCCCUGCAGCAGAGGAUGGAAAUAAAGAAGGAAAGGAGCAACAGGCUGCUACCCCGGAGGGAGGCGCGGACAUCCACUUCCUACAAUGGAGCUUCCACCCGCCGGCAUCACCGCUGCCAACAACAACCCCAGGAACACAAACAGCAAACACCCACACCUCAACAAUCCUCUUCACGCAUCUAGCAUCCUACAAACUUCACGGCUCAUACGCACAGCCCCACACAACAGUGACGCACUACCUCGACCUAGCAGACGAAAAAGGGCUGGUGCUGAUGCACGGCCAGGUGAUGCCCGACCGGGGCGUGUCAGUGACAGAGGCAAGCUGGCUGGUGAGUUGCGUGCAGCGGUUCUACGACUUUGGCGGGCAGGGAAGUGGCCGCAAGGGAGAGUUGCUGCGUAUGUUUACCCGGGGUGAUGUCGAGGGGUUUAGGGUGGAGGAGUUGAUGGAGGAGACGGAGAAGAUAUAA
Messenger RNA from Rasamsonia emersonii CBS 393.64, 1287 nucleotides. RefSeq names its product F1F0 ATP synthase assembly protein Atp11. The record is from RefSeq and is a predicted model, not a curated record. The transcript is spliced from 3 exons. NCBI's taxonomy places the organism in Eukaryota, Fungi, Ascomycota, Eurotiomycetes, Eurotiales, Trichocomaceae. Gene Ontology annotation, biological process: mitochondrial proton-transporting ATP synthase complex assembly. Gene Ontology annotation, cellular component: mitochondrion. The coding region runs from base 1 to 1287 and encodes 428 amino acids.